Messenger RNA from Erythranthe guttata (spotted monkey flower), 420 nucleotides. Lineage: Eukaryota; Viridiplantae; Streptophyta; Magnoliopsida; Lamiales; Phrymaceae. The record is from RefSeq and is a predicted model, not a curated record.
AUGGUAAAUCUUCCUUUCGACAUGGUAGAAAUCAUCCUGUCGAAAUUAUCAAUCGAAUCUCUUGUUCGAUUCAAAUCAGUUUGCAAGUCAUGGAACAAUUUGAUCUCCGAUCCUACAUUCGUUCGAAACGAUCAGACUCAACGAUCCAAGGAACCGAACUCGGAGAAGCUUUUUCUACUCAAGAACUUACUGAGUGGCUAUUCUCUGGUUAAAUUCAAAGAAGGCUCGUAUAAGAGAGUUACGCUGUGGAAUCCAUCAACUCGAACAAGUAUAAGUCUUACGAUCCCGUACGAUAAGUUCGAUCUUUGUCACGGGCUUUGUCGUGAUCCGAUCACCGACGAUUUUAAGGUUGUUAUUUUGUCCAAGAAACACUACGCGGUGUAUUCUUGUAAGAACGAAUCUUGGAAGAAGAAGAUAUAG